UGCAAAAAGUUGCAAGUCUAGCUCUAGCUGUAUUUAAAAUCCGACUUAUUCCGGUGUUUUUAGUGCUAAAUGCCCUGGUCUAUUUCCACUGUUUAAAAUUCGUGGUACGACCAUGCGGCGGAUUAAUGCAGUCCGGUACUAAUGGAAAGUUAGUAAACAGUAAACAUUGAACAACACGUGCACGGAGCACAGAGUACCGGAGUAGUAGUAGAGGUAGUGUACAAGCGCAAGCCACAGUUUACACAUCGGUAGUUUCACGAAUCGUACCAUCAGAUCAGAGAUUGUUAAAGUACUUAUCUAUUUAGUGACUAGUUUGUUGUUUAUUAUGCAAUAAGAAUGUUGUUCCAAUCAAUGACCGAAAUAAUUGUGUGAAUAGUUUUACUUUGGAGAUUUCUUCAACUGGAAUGUGGUGACAAUGGAACGAAUAUUCAAGAUCAAGAUGAAAACAGAUAGAGUUCCACAAUCGCAGUAUCCUUCCGAACGAAGAUAUUCUGCCUCGAUCGUUAUUGGACUAAGUGUAGUGUACAUGCAGCUGUUUUUGUUUUCAAUAUUGAUGGGAACACUUCUAGUUCACAAAAUGACUGUACAGAAUUCUUCCAACUUGACUUAUCAAAACGAGACUGAAUUAAAUCUAAAUCCCACCAAUAAUAUUACGAAAAUGCUCAGAUCUCCUCCUUUUAAUGAUACUGAAUCCAUUGCAAUGGCCGACUUAUAUGAAACGAUGGAUAAUAAUUUUAAAGAGGUAUCUCAAAGCCUGCAAAACCUUCAGAACGUAAUAGAUGAUCAAAAUGUAUCAAAUAUUAUCAACAUCUCAAUAUUAAUGUGCGCAGGAUGCUACAUCAUGGCGAUAGGAUUUGCUGUAGCUUCAGUAACCGGCAUAUUCGCUUGGAAGCAAUGGUACAUCGAUCAUAAUAUAAAAUUUUUCUUUUUAGCGUCUGCAAUUUCUGUGAUAACUGCGGCUAUUGGACUGCUUCUUUCUCUUAUAACAUGUAUCAUCCUUAACUUUGAUUAUGACAGUUAUGUGUACGAAACUAGCAAAUCGCCAAUCACCUUCAGCUUGGCCAUGAACAUCGUGAUUCUGUCAACUGUUGGAGUUAUCUGGUCAUUUUUGGCAUCGAAAAUAGCAUACGUUGGAGUUAGAUCUUCUUAUCCGGAUGACAUAGUUUUUAAUAGAGGUGGAAGAUGCGUGGAAGUUUCUGUGGAACAUAAAGGAAACAAAUCCGGAAUAGUAUUUCCGCCGGACAUCCUUGAACACUUUCCUUCUGGAGAUAAGCUAACGAAAUAUUUGCCAAAGAAGGAAAAUGGAAAUUUACCAAAGGCUGAAAGUACACUAGAAUAUCAACAACGCGUAAAUAAAUUUCUUUCUGAAGUGCCAGACACUAAUAAAUGAAUUUUGAAUUGUUUUUAGGGUUAGGUUAAUGAAAGUAUUAUUUUUUUAUAAAGUUAGAUUUUUUAAGAUGUAUGUACCUAAUUAAGCAACGACUUUAAUAUGUAAUCAUUAACUCAUUAAAUUCAUCAUCCUCAAAGAA
Messenger RNA from Diabrotica virgifera virgifera (western corn rootworm), 1529 nucleotides. RefSeq lists its product as uncharacterized. The record is from RefSeq and is a predicted model, not a curated record. Bases 416 to 1390 code for a protein of 324 amino acids. Lineage: Eukaryota; Metazoa; Arthropoda; Insecta; Coleoptera; Chrysomelidae. The transcript is spliced from 2 exons.